AUGGUUUGCUUUGCUGAAGGUCACAUGUCAUUUAAGUGUCCGUCAUCAUGUGCCAUAUGUAAGCGUCGUCAUCACGCAUUACUACAUCGCGAAGCAAAUUCAAAACCGGUCGCACCUUCAGCUGCUCUGCUAGGUCGACAACAAGCUCCAACAGUACUGCUCGGGACAGCUCUAGUCCAUGUACGCGACACGGUAGGGAGUUGCCGGACAGUUCGUGCUCUAAUAGACUCCGCUUCGCAAAUUAGUGCGAUAACGUCGACAUGUUGUGAUCGUCUGGGGUUUAAGCCAUCGCGUUGGACGGUACCAAUCACAGGGCUUUCAGGUCAGAAGGUUCCAGACGUGCAAGGCAUUGUCCAGCUAACGAUCCAGCCGAGAGAGUGCUCCACCCCAUCGAUCAAGGUUCAACCUUGGGUUCUGACAACCAUCACAUCCGACAUGCCCGCCCGGCAAUUACCAGUUCAAGUACGAGCCAGAUGCAGCCACUUGUCAUUAGCGGAUCCAAGCUUUGAUGUACCAGCUCCGGUCGAUAUGCUCAUCGGCGCGGAUAUUUUCCCGCAAGUCUGGAACAACAACAAAAGCAGCUCAUUGGGACCAGGAUUCCCAUCGGUAUACAGCUCGGUAUUCGGUUGGGUCCUGAUUGGUCCGGUCCAGGAUCAUCCAAACAUUGGGGGUCAGUCCAUGUUAGUGUCCUUAGUGUCAUCUAUGGAGUCCAUCAUGGAAGGGUUUUGGUUGGUUGAAGAACCGGAGGCAGCUCCGCCUCGGUUUACUGAAGAUGCUCUGUGCGAAGAGUUAUUCAAAUCGGAAGUUUGCAGGGAUUCAGAGGGUCGGUUUUCUGUUCCUCUUCCGUUUCGUUCAGGUCGACCAGUGGAAGCUUUCCUUGGUUCUCGACAGGUUGCGCUGAAUCGGUUUCUAAAUCUGGAGCUGAAGUUGUCCGCGGACAACAUCUUGUACAAGGCCUAUCGCAAGUUCAUGUCCGAGUAUGAGGAACUCGGCCAUAUGUCCCUAGCUGAAGGUACUGGUCAAUACUACAUCCCUCAUCAUGCGGUGCAGAAAAUUGAAAGGGAUGAGGUAAAGUUGCGGGUGGUAUUCGAUGCUUCCGCGAAAUGCCAUUCUGGGGUGUCCCUCAACCAGUGCUUGUUGGUUGGUCCUAAGUUACAACAGGACAUUGUUGAUGUCUUGGUUGGUUUUAGAGUGCAUAAAGUGGCUUUUACGACAGAUAUAUGCAAGAUGUAUCGCCAGAUCGAUUUGCUCCCACAAUACCGAGGCUAUCAAUACAUCUUGUGGCGGGAUUCUCCGCAAGUGAUCGUCAAGGAAUAUGUUCUGAAUACGGUAACGUAUGGGGUAAAUAGUGCUCCCUAUUUAGCCUUGCGUGUCCUACGUCACAUUGCUGAUACAGAUUGUGAGAAACUGCCAGAGGUGAAAGGAGUUCUUUACAAUCAUACAUAUAUGGAUGACAUUUGCGUCGGUGCCGAGUCGUUGGAAGCUGCCGAGGCGCUGCAGUUAAACCUGGUCACGACCCUUGCCAGGUCCGGUUUAGAAUUGAAGAAGUGGGCCAGUAAUAAGCCAGAGUUACUGAAGAAUAUUCUUCAAGAAGAUCGUUCGAGUGACCCCUUGUUAUUCGAGCAGGAAAAUGCCAC
This is a messenger RNA of Myzus persicae (green peach aphid), 1637 nucleotides long. RefSeq lists its product as uncharacterized. Lineage: Eukaryota; Metazoa; Arthropoda; Insecta; Hemiptera; Aphididae. The annotation marks the transcript as partial. The record is from RefSeq and is a predicted model, not a curated record. The transcript has a single exon.